Molecule: messenger RNA, 1767 nt
Organism: Homarus americanus (American lobster)
Lineage: Eukaryota; Metazoa; Arthropoda; Malacostraca; Decapoda; Nephropidae
Product: extended synaptotagmin-3-like
Exons: 7
Coding region: 252-1271 (339 amino acids)
Molecular function (GO): lipid binding
Source: RefSeq, a predicted model, not a curated record
UACGUAUUUAAUCUCAUUCAGUUUGAUUGUGUAAGUUCGUAGGUAUAAAUGGUCUGCUGUACGUCGCUAAUACCCUCUCAACAGCACCACCUUCUGCCACGCUCUCUGCAACUCAUCGCCUACAGCUACACCUUCGUCCCAGAACACUUUUUACAUUACUGUUGUUAUUGCACCACCUACAACACUGGUCAUUACAACCGACUGUGGUGAUCGACAACAACACUGCACCAACCUACGUCGCCUCUACAUUGAUGCAGCGAAAACAACGUCCACAACCAUCACGGCCACAACCGUCACGGCCACAACCGUCACGGCCACAACCGUCACGGCCACAACCGUCACGGCCACAACCAUCACGGCCACAACCAUCACGUCCACAACAAUCACGGCCACAACCAUCAACCUCAUUGAAAUCGGAUUUGGAGAAAAUAUAUCAUGCCAAGGUAGAACGAAAAGCAUUAGAACCGCUGCACACCGGAAUUUGGCAAAUGUCGCUCAAAGUGUUUGUCGUAUGGAUGAUAUACAACCUGCCAGAGAUAUGGUACAUUGUGUUGGUGUUGGGUUUUGUGUUGUUGUUUCGCAUGAUAACAAACAAGGAGAAGGAAAUACAAGAGACUACACAAGUUAACCAGCCAUCAAGUCCUGAGGAGCUGAAAGGUAGCUCCCAGCAGCUGCCAUCUCAGGUGGAUUUGAGAUAUAUGGAACGUGUGGAAUGGAUUAAUACGAUCAUAAGUCAGAUGUGGCCCUUUAUUGGUGCUGGCAUGAGAGACCGACUUAAACAGAUCGUCAAGGAGAAAUUUUACCUCUUCAAAUUCCAAUUCUCGGAGAUUAGUGUUGGUUCUCAGAGGCCGAGGAUCGUGGGCGUGAAGGUUUACAACAACACUCCACAUGGUCAAGUUAUCCUAGACGUGGCGUAUGAAUAUAAAGGAGACUUUCAGUGUAUAGCAAACAUAUCGGCGGGACUUGUCCUAAAGGUCGAUGUUCUGACGAUAGUAAUCACCAGCUUGCAGAUCACAGGGAGUGUUCGAGUGGUGGUGGAGCCUCUGGUGACUCGUCCUCCAUUCUUUGGGGGUUUACGUGUUGAGGGUAUCAGCAGGCCAGAGGUGGACCUUCUGGUUUACGGUUUACCUGAGUGGUUAGAUAAACUUAACGUCAGGGGUCAACUAAUUGAUUACAUAAAAGAUCUGAUCGUGAAGGAGAGCAACAUUGAGUAUCGCGGCAUCCCUUGGACAUCAACCACACCACCAAGGGAGACGUUGCAGUAUGAUUGAUUUCAACAGCGCUGGGAAGAGAUUAGUAAAAUCACCUUACACCAGGGAGUGACAGCAUCCACAGUAGCUACACUGUGUUCUGUUUGAGAACUUUGUAAAGUAGUUAACAAUUCUCUAUGUCACUAAUGACGGGUCUACCCGAGUAAGCCCUAUGGUGUUCCUAAAGGUGGUCGAGAACAAAAACAAUGUCAGGUCGAAUAUCAGUCGUCUUGAUGCGAUAAAUAAGACAAUAUCUCAUAAUCUGUGAUGAUGUAACAGCUGGUAUGAGCAAAUGUAUGGAUAUAUGACAUCGGACACUUGUAAGCGUUAGUGAGAUUAAACCACGAGAUUAACCCAAUGAAUAUUGGACACUUCUACACAGAUUUUUUACUACGUAUUUAUAUCUAAUUGAAAUUAAUAUUGUUAUUGUACUUUCACUAAGUUUAAGUCACUCGACCUGUACUAUAAACCUAAACAUGUGGUUGUCUAUUUCCCAAUAAACUGUAUUUAACAUUGA